Molecule: messenger RNA, 2549 nt
Organism: Pocillopora verrucosa
Lineage: Eukaryota; Metazoa; Cnidaria; Anthozoa; Scleractinia; Pocilloporidae
Product: WD repeat-containing protein 93-like
Molecular function (GO): protein binding
Source: RefSeq, a predicted model, not a curated record
GCCAAGAUGGCGGAUAAACAAGAUCUUGGAAAGGCUUUCAUGUCUUACAAACAACCACGUUGCUGAGAAAAGUAGUAAAACAUUUGAAUUAUAAGACUUUUAAAAAUGCGUAUUAAGAAACCGAAGCGACCAACAACACCUCCUUCGGAAGAUGAAGUCGAUGACAAUUUUGUUGUGGAUCCAGAUCAAAUUUUCGAUGAAUUGCCUCAACCAUUCCGACUUGUUGACAAAACUUUGAGGCAAAUUUUCGACGCUGCUUGGGAGCGUAUUGAAUGCAUUGAAGAACGAAAGGCAUUGAAGCGCUCCAAAGCGGUAUUGCCACUGUUUGACCUUGCAAAACAGCUGUCUGAGUACAACGGGACGACUUGCAUUUGCACGGCCGCCGAAGGAAAUUACUUGUUUAUUUCUAAUACUAAUAGAUUUUUAGUGGUAGACAGUUUGUUAGACACUGUAGUUGCUUCCUACGAAGAAUUAGAAGAUAACACUGUACAAAUGUCAGCCUGCUGCCUACAGGAAGGAUGUUUUCUGAUUUCAACCUUGGAUGAUGUAGGAUGUGCCAAGCUCUUCUGUUUCACUGGAGAUAAGGUUCAUCUCAUAAAAACAUUCAGUGAGCCGGAAGGUAUAAGCAAGCAGGCCAUAGUAACCCUUGUUGACAUAAGUCAAGAUGGGGGAUACAUUGGAGUUGGGUGGAAAGUUCCAAUGAAAGAGAGUUGGGUGGAAAUCUAUAAAAUUCCCAGAGAGACAUGGAUCAAGGAAUUGGAAACAGCCAUGGCAGCUGCAGUUCGCUCAAGGAAACCAACAUUAGCAGAAUCAUCCGCACCAGAUUUGGAGGAAAUUGCUGCAGCAGAACAGCUCCUUAAAUCCACUGAGGAUCAAGAACCACCUGAAGGAACGUCACCUUCAGGGUCAAGACCAAGCUCAGCUCAGGCAGGACAGCAUCAACCUGGCCUGUCAGUUAUCUCCUUCACCAAACCAGCAGCUGUAUUACGAGUGCGACCGCCUGCUCCAGUGGGCCCUUGUGCAGCCACUAACUGUUCAGCAGCCUUGAAAGCUACUGAUGCAGAGGGUAAUGUCAUUGGUACUGGUUCAAGCCAUGUGCUAAUGACGCAGUUUUUUGAGAAUUAUGACAAAGCAUUCCAGCAGCUUCACAAGGAGGAGUUAAAAUAUCUGAACAUUGAUGACCAGGAUUUGACAAGCUUCCCAAGAUUACACUUCUUGGCACCUAGCAGGUUAAUUCCUUCAGGAUUGGAGUCUGCACCUAGUAAAGUUAACUCCUUAGCAGUGUGGUGGUCAGGAGGUACUCAGUUAUAUAUGUAUUCACUUGUCAAGAAUGCUAAAGAUCUUGAACACAAGCCAGACAUAGUAUGGCCUCACUCAGAAAAGAUUAUCACUAGUGCAGUCAGUGAAUGUGGCUGCUUUAUGGCUUUGGGUCUCAACACAGGAACUGUUGUUGUUUGGGAUGUCUAUAGAGGCACUCUGUUGAGGGUCUGUCCCAUCACUGAGAAAGGAAGAAUACUUGUCCUGUGCUUUUUGACAAGCAAUGAAGGCCUCAUCACAACUCAGGGUAAUGAUUUAUCGCCAUCAUCAGCAUCAUCUUGUGCCAAUCUCAUUGUAAGCUGUGAUGAUGGGACAUUCUGUCUCCUGCAAUGUGGAGUUGCUCUGUCACACUCAGCUAAACCCCUCGAGGACAGAUCUGCAGUAGACAAGGAGGUCAUUACCAAUGUUGUCAAUAUGUCUCAGACACCACAAGUGGUUGCUGCUGUUGUAAUGAGUGGACGAAUUACUAUGUACGAUGUUUGUAGCUGUACAGCAAUAUGUCAUGUUGGGCUGCCCGAGUCUUAUCUGCUCUCACCACAGCUGCCAUGUAUCUGUGCUAACGGCAAGGUCUUAAUUUUGAUUGGUGCGCAAAGUAAUGGAGAGAAUCAAGAAGCAUUGGACAGAGAGACAACAGUGCCGUUUUCUUACAAUCUGCAACUCUUCCCUACCCUGAAAAAAUACUGGAGAGAAGAUGUAACCUCUGAGGUGUCGCCUCCAAAGCAAACUGAUACUAUCGAAGCAAGGCUACAUUCUCUCAUCCAGGGAAGACUUGUUAGCCAAGAAGACAGGCAGAUGAGACUUCAACAGCGAUGGGCUCAGUAUCAAACUGAGCUGAAGAAUAUCCACAACAACAAGACGAGGAGAAAUUACUCCACAUGGCUGACGGCAAAAUCUGUGAGUGUUACAUGAGGACAUCACGUGAGGACAUUACAUGAGGACAUUACAUGAGGACGUUAUCAGGGGAAUAGAUAGCUUUUGCAAUCUUGAUCGUUGUCACAGUACCGUGACAUUCUCAGAAAUUUCACUUGUGUGCGAAUUGCAGUGUAAGCUGGCCAACAGAAUUUUAUAUCUCUGACAGAAAGGAAUUUGAGAAAGUUCCAUGACAAAACUAUGCACAGUAAGUGCGAGAAAAAUAGAUAAAUACUCAGGACGCAAAAUUUAUGCAGGACAAUGUGAGAAGUGUUUACUAGAAUAUAGUAGUUACUUAUUUCUGUUCCACCACACAAACUUUC